This is a messenger RNA of Poecile atricapillus (Black-capped chickadee), 1164 nucleotides long. RefSeq names its product nucleophosmin/nucleoplasmin 2 (gene NPM2). The record is from RefSeq and is a predicted model, not a curated record. Lineage: Eukaryota; Metazoa; Chordata; Aves; Passeriformes; Paridae. Gene Ontology annotation, cellular component: nucleoplasm; nucleolus; cytoplasm. Gene Ontology annotation, biological process: positive regulation of DNA replication; chromatin remodeling. The coding region runs from base 136 to 1110 and encodes 324 amino acids. Gene Ontology annotation, molecular function: chromatin binding; histone binding; RNA binding. The transcript has 9 exons.
CUGCCGGUUAAUUAGCAAUGGGGGCGGGCGGGGCCGCUGUGCCCUAUAAGCGGCCGCUGUGGGGCGGCCCCGCUGUCUCUGGGGUCCCCUCGGGCUGACAUUUGAGGCUUUGCUCUGUGCUGUGCCACCCCCGCCAUGUCCCUGACGGACAGCACCGACAGCAGCUGCGGGAGAGCCGUGUCCAUCCUUUGGGGGUGCGAGCUGAGCAGCGGCCGGAGCUCCUUCACCUUCCAGGUGCCCGAGGACUGGCGCUGCGAGCAGCAGCUGGUGCUGCGCACGAUCUGCCUGGGGGAGACGGCGCGGGAUGAGUUCCACGUGGUGGAGGUGGUGGCCGAGGACGGCGGCGGCCGCCCCCCGGUGCCCCUGGCCACGCUGAAGCCGUCGGUGCUGCCCACGGCCACGCUGGCGGGAGUGGAACUGACCCCACCCGUGACUUUCCGGCUGCGAAGCGGCUCCGGUCCCGUCUAUGUCAGCGGCCAGCACGUGUCCGUGACAGACUUCAGCUCGGAGGAUGAGGAUGAGGAAAUAGUAGAGGAGACCCCCGAGAAGCCCCCCAAGGCCUCGAGUGCCCGGAAAGGCGGCGCCGCCAAGAAAAGGAAGCUGGAAAAGGAGGAUGAGCCCAGGAACAGCCUGGCCCGUGAGGAUCCCCUUCCCCCCAAGGUAGGAGCUGCCCCCCGUUAUCCCUUGGGAUUAUCCCAGGGAGCUCCUGGCCGGGGACAAGGACCCAAAACUGGGGGAGAAGCGCGGUUUUGGGGCCCCCUCCCCACCUUCAGCCCCUCCCCGAUCCCGCAGGGGCGCGGGGGCCGGCCGGGGCAGGAAAGCAGCACCGAAGAAAUAACGGGAAUUCCAUCGGAGCCGGGCCAGGUGCGGCCGAGGCUGGAGCAGCAGCAGCAGCCGGUGGUGGUGGUGGUGUGGUUCCCAAAUAAAGCACAUUUUGCACUCCUGGCUCCCCGCGCUGCUGCCGGGGGGGAUUUGGGGGCACCCCCCACCCCGGCUGGAGCUGCUGCCCUGGAUUUGGGGGGCCAGCGCUGCCCCCCGGCCGUGGGGUGCUGUGAGAAGGGCACGGAGGGGGGUCGGGGGAGCAGCAGGGACAGGAUCGGAUCCCCCUGACCCGGUACCGGGAUUUGGGGGGGCCCGGAGCCCCCCGGGUGUCACAGAGCGGAC